AUGUCGAACCCUAACGACUACACAGUUGGCUGGAUCUGUGCCAUAAGCACGGAGUAUGUUGCAGCGCAGGCUUUUCUUGACGAAAAGCACGAAGGGCCUGAGUACGUGUCUCCUAACGAUAAUAACGAUUACACCCUAGGUAAGAUUGGAAAACACAAUGUUGUCACGGCCGUUUUGCCUGGUGGAGAAUAUGGUAUCGCUUCUGCUGCAAUUGUAGCUAGAGAUAUGCUACAUAGCUUCCCUAAUGUCAGGAUCGGCCUGAUGGUUGGUAUCGGCGGCGGUGCACCAAGCCAAAAGCACGAUAUCCGUCUUGGCGACAUCGUGGUCAGUGUGCCUCGAGAUGGGAAGGGCGGCGUUUUCCAAUACGAUUUUGGCAAGACAAUACAGAACCAGAGGUUUUGCACAACAGGGUUCUUAAGCCAGCCACCAAUAGUGCUAUUAACGGCUAUAAAUGGACUUCAGGCACAGUAUGAGAUCGAUGGCCAUCGGCUUGAAGAGGCCAUUAAUUACGUACUGGAGAAGAAACCGAGAUUGAGCAAGAAGUACAAACGCCCAGCUAUAAGUACAGAUAGACUUUUCAAGCCUGAAGCCACUCACGAUUCUAGCUGUACCAAAGACUGCCGUUGCGAUACAUCGAACUUAGUGUUACGAUCUGACCGGGGAAGCGAGGAGGACAAUCUAGCAAUUCACUACGGUCUAAUAGCUUCCGCAAACCAGUUGAUGAAAGACGCACUAGUUCGAGAUAAAAUUGCGGCGGAAAUGGACGUUUUGUGUUUUGAAAUGGAAGCAGCAGGGCUGAUGAACCAUUUCCCAUGCCUAGUUAUCCGGGGCAUCUGCGACUACUCAGACACACACAAGAGCAAGGAGUGGCAAGGUUAUGCAGCAAUGGCAGCGGCUGCAUAUGCUAGAGACCUCUUAUACCGGAUCCCUCCCAAUAAGGUUGAAGCUGAGGAGAAGGUUACGGAGCUUCUUUCUCGAGUUCACAACUAUGUUGAAAAAGUCGAGGGUAAAUUGGACAGAAAGGAAGAUGCCGAAAUCCUUAACUGGCUUACGAAUAUUGAUUAUGGCCCUCAACAGAGUGACAAUCUGCAGAGGCGGCAACCGGGAACCGGUCAAUGGCUUCUGGAUUCUACAGAGUACUCCACCUGGUUGGGGGCCGACAAGCAGACGUUAUUCUGCCCCGGGAUUCCAGGAGCAGGAAAGACCAUCCUUACAUCAAUUGUGGUGGACGACCUUUGCAAGAGAUACCCUAAUGAUACCACAAUCGGGGUUGCGUACAUCUACUGUAACUUCCAGCAGAAAGGCGAACAAACGGCCUACGACUUACUUGCAAGUCUGCUUAAACAACUAGCCCAAGGCCAGUCUUCUCUGCCAGGCUGCGUAAAGGACCUUUAUAACAAACACCAAGCUAAGAAAACACGGCCGCCAAUAGACGAAAUUUCCAGGGCUCUACAGACUCUCGCAGACUUAUUUUCAAGAGUCUUUAUUGUCGUCGACGCCCUUGAUGAAUGCCACACAUCAAGUAAAUGCCGAUCGACACUCCUUCUGGAAAUCUUUCAUCUUCAGGCGAAGACGAAAACAAAUUUCUUUGCGACUUCGCGACGAAUCCCAGACAUUGAAAAGGCAUUCAAGGAAUAUCCUUCUCUCGAGAUCCUUGCAAGUGAUGAAGAUGUACAAACAUAUCUUGAUAGUCAAAUGUCAGAACUCCCGGGAUGUGUCUUAAAGAGGCUAGAUCUACAAGAGGAAAUUAAGAUCAAAAUCGUCAAAGCGAUUGACGGAAUGUUCCUGCUCGCAAAGCUUCAUCUUGAUUCACUGAAAAGUAAAUGGACGCCAAAGGCUAUCCGAAGGGCUUUAGAAACCCUCCCCACUGGAUCCGAAGUAUAUAAUGAAACGUACGACGCAGCGAUGGAUCGAAUCAAGGGGCAGACAGGCUCGAGAGAGCUUGCAAUACAAGUUCUAUCUUGGAUCACCUGUGCAAAGAGACGGCUGACAACAUUAGAACUUCAGCAUGCACUUGCUGUAGAAGUUGGCAAAUCUAACUUGGACGAAGACAAUCUCCCAGAAAUCGAAGAUUUGGUCACUGUGUGCGCGGGAUUGGUUACUGUUGAUGAGGAGAGUAAUGUUAUCCGCCUGGUCCAUUAUACAACACAGGAAUACUUUGAGCGGACUCAAAGGCAUUGGUUCCCGAAUGUAAAUGUCAGCAUUACCACAAUCUGCGUUACAUAUCUGUCAUUCCACGUCUUCGAAAGUGGAUCUUGUCCAACGGACGACAGCUUCAAUGAUAGAUUGCGAUCGAAUCAUUUCUAUGACUACGCAGCACGCAACUGGGGACACCAUGCUCGCAAGGCCUUGACAUUAUGCCAGGAAGUCAUGAGAUUCCUAGAGCAGCAACCAAAAGUAGAGGCGGCGAGUCAAGCACUGAUGAUGCCUCCACGAAACUCAUAUUACAGUCAACCAGUGCCCAGGCGUAUGACAGCUCUUCACCUAGUGGCAUACUUUGGGAUUGAGGACGCGGCUAGGGCACUCUUGCUAAAUGCAGUAGAAACUGAUGCCAAGAACACCGACAGUCAGACGCCGUUAUCUUUGGCGGCAAAGAACGGUCACUCGAAAGUGGUAGAGCUGCUGCUCGAGAAUGGUGCUGAGCUAGAAUCUGAGGAUGGCAGGGGUAACACGCCGCUAUUAUGGGCUAUAAUAAACGGGCACGAAGCAGUAGUACAACUGCUUCUUGAGAAAGGAGCCAAGGUACGGUUUAAGGACAAAGAGGGUCGGACGCCGUUGUCUUUGGCAGCAGAGAAUGGCCACGAGGCCGUGGUGAAGCUGCUGCUUGCGAAGGAUGUCGACGUAAACUCGAGAAACGAAUACAGUUGGACACCGUUGUGGAUUGCUGCCAACAAGGGCUACGAGGGAGUUGUGAAGCUACUGUUAGCGCAGAAGGGCAUCGAGGCAAACUGCUGUGAUAUAGAUGGACAUACGGCAUUGUCAAAAGCCGCAUCAGGUGGGCAUGAGCCAGUCGUCAAGUUGCUGCUGGGGGUGAACAGCAUCAACCCAGACUCCAAGGACAAUUGUGGGUGGACGCCGCUGAUGCGGGCUGCGCAAAACGGACACGAGGCAGUGGUGAAGCUGCUCCUUCUGAGAAUAGAGGUCAACAUAAACUCCAAGGAAGAGGGCGGUGGGCUGCUUGACUUGGGAAGAGCCAGAGCAACGAAUCGCUCUUCAUGGAACCAUGACUCUCCAUGGAACAAUCAUUCUUCGUGGAGCUAUUAUUCUACAGGAAACUAUCAUUCCUCAAGGAGCUAUCAUUCUACAGGAAACUAUCAUUCUUUACGGAGCUAUGACUCUCUAGAGAACUAUCGUUCUCCGGGAAAUUUUCACUCUCUAGAAAGCCACAACUCAACUCGUUGCAUCCCGAAAAUAUACGUCCAAGGAAGCGGCCGGACACCGCUAUCAUGGGCGGCAAAGAAUGGGCAUGAGGCAGUAGUAAAACUGCUGCUCGAGCAGGGUGCCGAGAUAGAUGAUAAAGAUAACGGGGGUCAGACGCCGCUGUCCUUAGCAGCAGAGAACGGACAUGAAAUGGUAGUUGGGCUGCUGCUUGAAAAAGGUGCGAAGGCUGAGUCUAAGGAUAAAAGGGAUCGGACGCCGCUAUCUUUAGCGACCAGAAACGGGCAUGAGAUGGUUGUAAAGCUACUGGCCAGCGAAAUCACUGCAGUUUAA
Molecule: messenger RNA, 3711 nt
Organism: Trichoderma aggressivum f. europaeum
Lineage: Eukaryota; Fungi; Ascomycota; Sordariomycetes; Hypocreales; Hypocreaceae
Exons: 3
Coding region: 1-3711 (1236 amino acids)
Biological process (GO): nucleoside metabolic process
Molecular function (GO): protein binding; catalytic activity
Source: RefSeq, a predicted model, not a curated record